Galleria mellonella (greater wax moth) is the source of this 1592-nucleotide messenger RNA. RefSeq names its product PIH1 domain-containing protein 1-like. The record is from RefSeq and is a predicted model, not a curated record. NCBI's taxonomy places the organism in Eukaryota, Metazoa, Arthropoda, Insecta, Lepidoptera, Pyralidae. Bases 138 to 1046 code for a protein of 302 amino acids. Gene Ontology annotation, cellular component: R2TP complex; ribonucleoprotein complex; cytoplasm. Gene Ontology annotation, biological process: box C/D snoRNP assembly; rRNA processing. The transcript has 5 exons.
UUACUCUGUGCUCAAAAUUGAAAGAUAAUCGUAAACGCAAUCUUUGAAUGUGUUUCUUUGAUGUGUUUACAUAUUUGUCAUUGAUUAUAUUUUAAGAAACAAAAAUAUUAUAUUCCCAUAGAAACUAUAUAAACAACAUGUCUAAAAAAUCAAUCACUUUGGAUAUUGAUCCGACGAUAAUGGAGAGAAAUAUGAAAAUCAUUAAAGACAAUCCAGUGGAAGAGGAGUUCAAUAAACUGCUAGCUUCUGUAGAAACCACCCCAUCAAAGCUUGUUAAACCAAGACCAGGGUUUUGUGUGAAAACUUAUACAAAGCCAGAUAACAAGAAAGUUUUUGUGAAUAUAUGUCUGACAGAAGCAAUACCAUGUCCUAGGGAUAUCACAAAUAAUGAGCUUAUGCAAAUUCUCAGUUCAGAUGAUCCAUCCAGUUAUAGAGUACCUAUGAGCCUAGGUGAGGGCAGGACUGAGCAGGACAAAUCCGGAGCACCGGCUACAGUUUAUGAUGUUGCUAUAAAUCCAGAAUUCUUCAAGAAAAUAGAAAAGGAUGAUUUAUUCCAAACAUUUUUCCUCACUGUCGUUUUUGAAGGAUUACAAGAUAAAUACCAGUUUGAAAUAGACAUAACUAAAUACACUAUUUUGAAACACAGGAAAUCUAUAGGUACUCUGCAAUCUCACAGGAUUCAGAUUAGGGAUAUCAAAACAUGUGAAGAGAAAACAAGAUCACCCUUGAUAGAGGAAAUUCAGGAUAAGCCAGCAAAAGUUACUGAAGUGAAUGUGACAAAAAAGAAAGAAAUAGUUUAUAGACUAAGAAGGGAACCACCCACAGGAGAAAUAGAAUAUUUAUUAGCAGAAUUCAGGAUACCAGCUUCUAUGGAGCUUAAAGAUAUGAAAUUGGAAGUAGGCGAGGACCGUUUAGUUCUGGAUUCGAAAGGUGCAUUCGAUGUGGUCGACUUUUUCUUGCCCUGCAGUGUAGAUCAGGAUGUUAUUGACGCUAAACUCAAUAGAAACAACGAUAUGUUGCUGGUCAAAAUGCCUGUUAUACAUUAGAAAUAUAUAAUAAAUGUGACCAAUCCUUAGCUUCGUUUAACAGACAAGUAAAAUCUCAUUUUCUUAGUAGUUACUCUUUCCCUUUCUUUAUUUCUUUUGUCAUUUUACUAGAUUCGUCAUAUUUCCUUAUGUGUGCUAUGUAUAUAUUUAUAUGUGUAUGUAUAUGUAGUAUACAUUAUUUGUUAUAAGUAGUUUAAUAAAUAAUAUGUUCUUGAUGUUUUUGUGCAUUAUAAGUUUUUGUAUUUUAUGUACGUAUAAAUUAUUUAUUCACUCUUGCGCCACCUACCCACUUCUAUAUGAUCUUCUUUUACCACAAGUCGUCUGUAAGAGAUUGCUCUAACGAUAAGACCGCCUUUUGUACCUUUAUGUGUAUAUUUCAAUCUGUACUUCAUGUAAAUAAUUCAAGUGAAAUACAGUAGGUAUUUCACUUGAAUUAUUUACAUAUCAUUGUUUAUGUUUUCGGUGCAAUAAAGAGUUAAAUAAAUAAAUAAUUUAUAUAUUAUUUUGUAAUUUCGUCAAUAUUUAAAAUAAAAUACCUAUAUUGAG